GGCCCUCAGAAAAUAUCUGAAAAGCCUGAUCCCCUGGAGGACAGGUCCCCUAAACAUUAUUAUAUAAAAGCAGCUUUAUGUCUACUGUAUAUUAUGUGAUUUAUUAUUUACUGCAAUUUCUGUCUUUUACAUUGUACUUUAACGUAAGGGGAUUUAUGCAUUAUGCUAUUCCAAAGUUUUGAGAAACUUCCCACAAGUAGGCUACAUAAUAGCACGAGCAUUGUGCUCACUGAGCUCAUUAUACAUUUUAAAAUUUUUUUUUUUAAUAAUAAGCCUUAUCAUGGACUACAUCAAUAACUUAUUAUUGAUUCCUCUAAAACGAUCCAAUUAAAACUCUUUACUGCUUCAUCCCGAGAGUCCAUUGGCUGACAGCUGUUCUCGGGUAUCCACGGCCCCGCCUCCAUCUGUCAGGCACUGCGCUGCUAUAGCACUGUGUGACUGUUGAUGUACUGUAGUGAGAUACUACUCCUUAACUUUAUACGCAGACUUGGUUGUACUUUUCCUAAAAACAGAAUAAUAUUUGUAAGCAGAGCUCAUGCAAGACGCGUGCGUAUCCAAACUUCACCGUCUUGAAUAUUUCCCUCCACUUUCCCAAGCCCUCUUUUGCAGUAUGAAGUGCAGUUAUGGCAAGGAGUAGCAAGUCAGUAGCGAGGACCCUGGAGGAUUUGACGCUAGACUCGGGUUAUGGUGGAGCCGCCGACUCCUUCAGAUCUUCCAGUGCGUCGCUGUGCUGCUCUGAGGCACAUGGGGGGAAUCACUGGCAUUUAACCGACUCGAUGCACAGUCGACACAACAGUCUGGACACUGUUAACACGGUCUUGGUCGAAGACGCCGAGAUCCUGGAGAGCACCGGGCAGUGCGCUAAACUACCCGAGCUUGAGGAUGUGCCGUGGAGCCUCGGGGAAGUGGCGAGCGCGCUGAGCAGGGACGAGGAGAUGACUCUCCCGACCCCCCCGCAGGACGUCCUGCUCAGGCUCUCGGUGCUGGUCAGCCGGGUCCUGGUCAGGGUCGCAAAAGAGUCGCAGCGCCUGAGUUUGCGCUACGCCAAAUGCACCAAAUACGAGAUCCAAAGUGCCAUAAAGAUCGUCUUGUCGUGGAGCGUCUCGAUGAGCUGCAUCAGCGCGGCCCUCAGUGCCUUGUCCCUGUACAACAUGAGCACGGAGGAGGACAAGUUCAGCCGCGGUAAGUCGGUGCGCUGCGGACUCAUCUUCAACGUGGGGAAGUUCUUCAGGUGGAUGGUCGACAGCAGGGUCGCGGUCAGGAUCCACGAGCACGCAGCGAUCUACCUGGCUGGGUGCAUGGAGAGCCUCUUCCGCGAGGUGUACGCGCGGGUGCUGCGCAGCGCGCUGCUGGAGCGGGAUAACGGGAUCCCCAAGUUCACUGUGGAGACCCUGGAGCAGGCCGUCAACACUGACGCAGAGAUAUGGGGGUCUCUGCAGCUCUGGCAACACCUGAUCUGUGGGAAGAAUGCAAGCGGUGUGCUCAGCCUACCUGAGGGUCUGACUCUUCACAGGGACCAGCAGCUGCUGCAGCAGCGAGCGGGGAAGAGCGGAGAUGGAAACGCCUACAGUCAGUCUGAGCUGCGCUCCAUUGAACAGUGUUUACUGGCUACAAGAGUGGGCAGCAUCUCUGAACUCAGUGACCUGGUGUCCCGGGCCAUGCACCACCUACAGCCAUUGUACAUGAAGAACCACAACAAUGGGACGCCGAUCCACCAGAAGAGCAGUGUGAUCCACUGGGCGCCCGAAGCGAUCUACACGCUGUGUUACUUCAUGCACUGCCCUCAGAUGGAGUGGGAGAACCCCAAUGUUGAGCCCUCGAAGGUUACCUUACAAACAGAGAGGCCGUUCAUGGUGCUCCCGCCUCUGAUGGAGUGGGUGCGCGUGGCUGCGGUUCACACCGAACACAGACGUAGCUUCUCUGUGGACAGCGAUGAUGUUCGGCAGGCUGCCCGGCUGCUGCUGCCCGGAGUGGACUGCGAGCCCCGCCAGCUCCGAACGGAUGACUGCUUCUGUGCCUCGAGGAAACUUGACGCUGCCUCUACUGAAGCAAAGUUCCUGCAGGACCUGGGCUUCCGUAUGCUAAGCUGUGGACGCACAGACUUGGUGAAGCAAGCUGUGAACUUGCUGGGGCCCGAUGGUAUCAACAGCAUGAGUGAGCAGGGGAUGACCCCGCUGAUGUACGCUUGUGUCCGUGGAGACGAGGCCAUGGUACAGAUGCUACUGGAUGCGGGGGCUGAUAUUAACAGCGAGCUGCUGCUGGAUGCCAAAGCCAACGUGGAGGGAUCCCUGCAGGAUGGGAUGGAGAACUACACAGAGACCCCGCUGCAGCUGGCUGCUGCUGCAGGUAACUUUGAGCUCGUGAGUUUGCUGCUGGAGCGGGGGGCGGACCCCAUGGUGGGAACCAUGUACCGCAAUGGCAUCUCCACCACGCCGCAGGGAGAUAUGAACUCCUACAGCCUGGCAGCAGCUCAUGGACACAGAAAUGUGUUUCGUAAGCUGCUGUCCCAUACAGAGAAAGGGAAAGGGGACGUCUUAUCCCUGGAAGAGAUCCUGGCAGAGGGUUCGGAACUGGAAGGUAGAAGUCCGUCUCAGAUUGACCUGAUUCGAAGUGGGAAGGCCAAACUUAAAGCCCUGAAAGAAGCCAUGUACCAUAGCUCAGAACAUGGGCAUGUAGACAUCACCAUAGAUAUACGGAGCCUCGGGGUUCCAUGGACUUUGCACACUUGGAUGGAGUCUCUGCGCACAUGUUUCCAUCAGCACCGCAGACCCCUGAUCCAGGGUCUUUUGAAAGAGUUCAGCUGUAUCGAGGAAGAGGAGUACACUGAGGAACUCAUCACACAUGGCCUGCCUCUCAUGUUCCAGAUCCUCAGAGCCAGCAAGAAUGAGGUGAUCAGCCAGCAGCUGUCUGCAAUCUUCACCCAGUGUUACGGCCCUUACCCCAUCCCCAAACUGGCAGAGAUCAAGAGGAAGCAAUCGUCACGCCUGGAUCCUCACUUCCUGAACAAUAAGGAGAUGUCAGAUGUGACCUUUUUGGUGGAGGGGAAGCCUUUUUACGCCCACAAAGUCCUGCUCUUCACAGCUUCCGGCAGGUUUAAAUCUCUUCUAGCGAACAGACCUUGCGGUGAAAACACGUGCAUUGAAAUCAGCAAUGUCAAAUAUCACAUUUUUCAGCUGGUGAUGCAGUAUCUCUACUGUGGAGGAGCAGACGCUCUGCACAUCAGGAACACUGAAAUUAUGGAGCUUCUGUCUGCAUCCAAGUUCUUCCAGCUGGAGGCGCUACAGAGGCACUGUGAGAUUAUCUGCACCAAGAACAUUAACACUGAAACGUGUGUCGAGAUCUACAACCACACCAAGUUUCUUGGUGCUCCAGACUUGGCGUCCUAUAUAGAGGGCUACUUCCUAAAGAACAUGUUAAUCCUGAUUGAGUUGGAGCCAUUCAAACAGCUGCUGUACGACAUGCCUCCAGAUAGCCCUGGCUCGGACAUCCUGCAGGACCUGGAGAAAACCUUAGCCAUCCGCAUCCAGUCCAUCCACCUGUCCUCCUCCAAGGGAUCCAUUGUGUGAUCUGCUCCUGAACACAGGAACAGAGAAUAUUUAGCAGAGACAUGACACUGUUUUGUGAUGAGAGAGAGAAAAAAGACUUGUGGACUGUCCAAUUACGAUCUUUGUCUCUGUGAAGCUCAUCAGUUGCUAAAAUGCUUCUUAUUAUCUUAGCACAGAUGUUCUGUCUGCCUUGUUGAUAUCUGUCAACUAUGAAUUACAGUUACAUACAAUGACUGUCAUAAGAUAGCUGUAUGCCACAAUUUGCCAAUAACAUCACAACACUGUAACAAUGUCCCUCAUUCAGUGAGACUAUCUCAGCUAAGUAGUACAGUAUGUGUGUAACAUGUUGAACUAAAUGCAUCAGGUGGGACUACGGCAACUCAUAAGGAGAUUUGAAACCAACUGAAACAGUCAGAGCAUCUGAAUACAUGAAUACAAUGUGUUGAGACGAUGAACAACUUCAGCGUAAUGUGAUAAGCCAUCAGUGUAUACCUUCCUGGCUGUGUGAGGAAGAACUGCUGUGAUUAUUUGCUUAAACUUGUGGACCUGUACAGAGUAAUUAAUUUGUAUAUUUGUCAGUCACUUUGCAUUAUCUGUGCUUAUUACUCUUUAAAGCCAAACAAGACAAACAACUGACAAGUACCUGUAAUGUGACUGAUGCAAAAGUGGGACUUUCACCACGUGACUUUGGGCAGCACGGGUGGGAAAGAGGACUUUUUUCUUCCUCCCCUAUUACUGUGUAAAUAUUGUUCAUAAAAAACAGAGCUAUUGAUAAUGUAAGUUAAUGUAUAUACUAUAUCCAUGGAUGUUUUUCUCAUGUGUCUUAUUGUUGGAUAUCGCUGUAAAAACAAGAAGCUCAUCUUUUAAAUAUCUAUGUUUAAAUGUUGCAUGACAGAGG
Cottoperca gobio is the source of this 4443-nucleotide messenger RNA. RefSeq names its product BTB (POZ) domain containing 11b (gene abtb3b). Lineage: Eukaryota; Metazoa; Chordata; Actinopteri; Perciformes; Bovichtidae. The record is from RefSeq and is a predicted model, not a curated record. The transcript is spliced from 16 exons. Gene Ontology annotation, molecular function: protein heterodimerization activity. The coding region runs from base 624 to 3566 and encodes 980 amino acids.